This is a messenger RNA of Pocillopora damicornis (cauliflower coral), 1344 nucleotides long. RefSeq names its product small ribosomal subunit protein uS5m. Gene Ontology annotation, cellular component: ribosome. Gene Ontology annotation, molecular function: RNA binding; structural constituent of ribosome. The record is from RefSeq and is a predicted model, not a curated record. Gene Ontology annotation, biological process: translation. Lineage: Eukaryota; Metazoa; Cnidaria; Anthozoa; Scleractinia; Pocilloporidae.
GUAGUCAAAAUGGCGGCUGUAUUCAGGAGAUGUGUGUCCUGCCUGAACUUAGGAAAACCUUUAGUUUUAAGGAAGAGUGGAAAUUUACCGAGUUUUUCAGGUUCUAACAAAGAUUCGCUGAUGGUGAAAGGAUUUAUUUCAGCUCUGAUGAUACAAGGCCAAAAGCGUACUUAUUCAAGCGGAAAUUCAGAGUAUGAUUUGUUGUGGGAGGCUGUAACUAGUGGUAGAGGAACAGGGAGACGGAAGAAGACAAAUAUUGUCAAAGGAAUCGAUCCAAAACUACUCAAGUACGACAAGGCUGGUCUCAAGUGGAAAGGGUAUAAUGUUCCUAUAAAUGAUGAGGUGGAACUGGACAGAGAUGAAGAAGGAAUUACAGAGAAACCAAAGAAGACUGGUGACAGAGGUUGGGCUGGAAAGGGCUGGCCAGGGAGAAAAUGUGGAAACCCCUUUACUGCUGAUGGAAGGGAAUUGUCAGACUUCUCAACUGUAUGCAUUGAGUUGCGGAGAGUGAGCAACACAACUUCUAAUGGAAGGAAGAAAAGUCUGCGUGCCUUGGUAGUCGCAGGGAACAAAAAUGGGCUAGCAGGUUUUGGUGUUGGGAGAGGAAAAAGUGCCCUGAGUGCAAUAACUGAGGCAAAGAACAGAGCUGUGAACUAUCUUUACCAUUUUGAACGUUGCGACAACCACACAAUUUUUCAUGACAUGGAAACGAAGUAUCACUGCACAAAAAUAAACUUUUUCAGAAAGCCACGAGGCUUUGGACUUCGCUGCCAUCGAGCGAUAAAAGAGAUCGCAAUACUCAUCGGAAUUGAAGACAUGCGCUGUAAAGUGUACGGUGAGACGAACCCCAUCAGCCUCGUUCGCGCGGUGUUCCAGGGACUGCUUAGUCAGGAGACGCAUCAGCAGCUUGCAGAUCGCACGGGCUUUAAUGUAGUGGAGUUCAGAGCUGAGUGUGGAAAUAGGCCCAUGAUUGUGGCCUCACCAAGUGAUGAGGCCCGAAACAAGGCUCUCAAAAAGAGAUCUGAAAAAGCGGAGUACAACUUUAACGAGGUCUUCGAUCCUUACAGAGGACUCCAUCGACCUAAGAAAGUGGUUGACUUGUUUUAGUCUUCUGCAUUUGGAAUGAUUCAGAACUAGUAAUGCGUGUGCUCAGUGUACAGGGAACCCUUCGAUUUUUGAAAAUUUUAAAACUGACGAGAAUUCCCUCGAUUCAAGAGAAAAGAGCGUUGUAUUCACUUUUACUGUGAGACUUAGAGAAAAUUAUUCUCAUCAAAUUUUACUGACAUAGAAACGAUACAGGGGGUUGUCGGUUAAGGAGUGUGGGAGAGAGCUAAGGAAGAUGCU